Messenger RNA from Paramuricea clavata, 8399 nucleotides. NCBI's taxonomy places the organism in Eukaryota, Metazoa, Cnidaria, Anthozoa, Malacalcyonacea, Plexauridae. The record is from the annotation of a GenBank genome assembly.
AUGCUCCAGAUGGAGGCUGCCAAGACUCCACCGUAAGUGCAUUUAGAUUUUUGUCAUAAAAAAAAAUCGCCGUUCAUCACCUAGGAACGAACUCAAAAUAAACUAUAAUGUACAGUAUAUAUAUAUGUUAUUUACCGGCUGCGAGGUCCGGAUGAGAAAAACUGUGCCCGAGGUCUUGAAAACGGCCCAAACGUUUUCAAGACCGAGAGCACAGUUUUUAGUGUCAAGUUUCUUCGAAACUUGACAAGUAUUGUGAUGAGUGGGGAAAAAUUCAUAUGAGUCAGGGAUCAGGCAUAAUAGUGUAAACUUUCCGGGGGGUGUAUACGAUAUAUGUUCGUAGUGAUUUAUUGUACUUAGUCAGUGCUUUGAAGGUUAUUUAGGCAAUUUCAGUUGUCUUAUUUAAAUAUUCUUUUGUCCUUUUGCCAAGUUCACAAAAAUUUUGAGGAGUGGUUGUCGUUAUUGUAAUUUUUUGUAAAUUUUAUAACAUUCGCUUCUCAUGUUGUGUAAAAGAUCUUUACCCCGGAACACUCGAUUUUUUCUUUAGCAGCGCAAAUGCGCAUGCGCUAUCAAACCGUAGAUGACCUACGAUGACGUGACGAUGCUAGGAAGGAGCGACACAGUGUUGUUUUCAAAUGUAUACACAUUUCAGAUGUGAAUAUUGAGUAAAUCUUUGAGAGUCUACGCAAUAUAUAAAUUGAUGUUAUUCAUUACGGGCAUUCAGUCAAGUACCGAUAUUACUUAGACGGUAUAUUCAUUAUACAGAGCUAAGAAUUAAGGAGCUAGAUAGUGCUUUUUUCCAAAUGUAUAUAAAACAUUUCAGACCUAAUUAUAAAUAUUGAGAAAAUCUUCGAAGUGCCGAUAUUAUUUUGACGGUAUAUUCAUUAUACAGAGCUAGGAAGGAGCGAGACAGCGUUGUUUUCAAAUACAUAAACAUUUCAGACCGAUGAAUAUUGAUAAAAUCUUUGAGAUGCUACGUAAUAUAUAAAUUGAUGUUGUGCAUUUAUACCGGCAUUCAAUUAAGUGCCGAUAUUAUUUAGUCGUAUAUUCAUUAUACAUCGAAUGUAAAGGUGUAACACUGCUACACCACAGAAUAGGUCACUCAGUACGAAGAGCAAAACAUUGCAUCAGAUCAGUAGAGCAUAAAUAACUAUCAAACAGAAGUAGUGUUUGUAUAUCAUUGUAUGGCGUUUGCUAUCCAACGUGUAGUCACGGGCCUUGUUCACAUGUCUGGCACAACGGUGCAAACUGGUGUUCAAUGGCACAAUGCAAUAUUCAAAUGCAACGAGAACAUCACCAGAUCUUACGAGAAUCUAUCUGUAUCAAAGCUUUAUCAAAACUGCUAUAAACUCUGCUGUAACUGUGAAAUUAUUGACAUCUAAAGUGACAUUAUUGAAUACUUGCGAAAAGCUGAAAAUGACUCAUAUAAAAAAAACAACCUGAUCUUGGCCUUGGGAAUAUAAAGUCAAAGGUCAUUGAGACUUGUUAUUGAGAAACAUGUCACAAUUAAGUUAAAAUGCGGAAGCGGAUGCGGAACCUAGCGGAUCCAUGGAGCGGGUGCGGAACGGAUAUGGGGAUAAAAUGCGUCAUUUAAAUGAAUUUUUUCGCCUCAUUUUUAUGUGUCUGUGUUUUGGAUUUAUGUUUUUUGUAAUGGGAUGCAACGUCAUAUUAACUACAGUGUGUCCCCAAAAAAGUACCCUUAUAACAAUAGGAUAGAUACUUUCUAUAGAGGGUACUUUUUUGGGACACACUGUAGUUAUACAGCUAUUUCAAUUGUGUCACUGAGACAAUAGUUAAAUGUGCAAUAUGGGCGCUGAUAGUUUUAAAUAAGUUUAGUAUAUCAGUAGCCUCAUGGGGAUACUUUCAGCGACAGCUCCCAAUGCAAUUGUAGUUUUAGAAUAUACAAAAUUUGGUUGCUGGUGAAAGAAUUUAAAUUUCGAGUUGUCUCGUGUAGCAUCACAAUAAAUAAAUAAAUUGUACCAGUUCCACGAGGCACGGCGAAGGAAGUGACAAUGAAUUGUUUCUCUCGUAAAAACCUUGUUCUAAUCCACAUUUUUGAGUAACGUGCAGGGUUGGUAUGUUAGAUGAAGAAUUAGGCCAAAUCGUAUUAGUGCCGUUAUUGAAAACAAAUAAAACAAAACACGCUAAGACAAAAAAACAAAGGCCUAAUGUGACGUUGUUUGGCCUAAUUGUUGAGCAAACCUAUUAACCCGCUAGACCCUACGCAGUUCUUCCCGAUCUUAUUCAAUUUGAAACUUUACACUAUCCUUGGAUCCCUAGUUUUCAUCCGGACCUCGCAGCCGGUAAAUAACGUGUUUAUUUUUUAUCAGAUGUAAAAAUUAAAUUCAUUAAAAUUCCAGUGUUGCUUGCGAACUAAUUUGAGAUCAGUGUAGUUGUUUAUUUUGAAAGCGAGGCCACAGAAUAGGAAGGUACAUCAGAAGCGUCACUCGAGUCGGUUCGCUUAUUGUUUUACGUCCACGAAAAUUUUAACUCGCUCACGCCAUCCUGGCUAGUACAACCGGAAGUUUUUAUCAGGUUUUGGUAGGUACAAAGUGCCGGUUGAACUGGCCAGGAUGGCGUGAUUGAUGACGAAUUGCUUGUAAAAACGCGGACAAAUACUUGCUUGAGUUACACUUCUGGGGCCGGUUGUAUAAAAAAGUGAUUAAAGUUAACUAUAGUUAGUGGAAACGUCAUCCAAUAAGAAGCGCGUAUUUGAGAGUUAAUCACUAUUUAACUACAAAAUAGUGAUUAAAAAAGUGAUUAAGAAUUUUAUACAACCGGCCCCUGCUAUUCUGUGGCGAGGCUGACAAAAGUUGAAAAGUUGAAACUUGAAAAAUAUAAAACAAGAAUACGAAAACUGGCAAGAAACACACAAAAAGACGUGUAGUUUCUGUAAACAUUUUCAUGCUUUUUUCAUGAAUAUGGUAGCAGAAAAGCUUUGGAAUAAAAAUUUGUAAGCCAGGCGUUUUGGCUUUGACAAUUUCGAUUGCUUCUGACAACGACAGGUUCAUGUUCAGAUCCGACUAAAAAAUACAUAAAAAUGAAUCUGCUUUGAUUUAAUCAACGUUUUUCAACUAAAAAUGAAAAAGGUAUGUUAUUUUUAUAUUUUUGUAUUUUUGUAAUUUUUCUGGUCGUUUCACGAUAAUAUGCUUGAAAAAAGUGUUUUUAAACGCAGACUUUUACGUUGUUUACAAUAUUUAUAUCAGUGAAAAAUGCCUGACACAAAUUGUAGAGAAUAUAUUCGUGACUUGUUUUCACUGCUGAAGUUAAACCGUUUUUUAAAUGGGAAAACAUUUAUUUUACAAUAUUUGUUUAAGCUGUAAUUUUUUCGCUUCUAGGUGGCCGAACAUGAGCAUUUAAAAAAAUAUAUAGUUUUCUCGGCGUAAGGUUUGUACAUGUUACAUAACUUUCCGACUUUCAGUCGCAUUUCUACCAAAAUAUUGUCAAUUCUGGUGUACAUCGUGCUUAGUAUGAAGUCUGAUGCAAUUCAUUUUCAUAUUUUGACUAUCGCUAGGCUACGUUUUUCCAACGUUUUGGGCAGAUUUUUUUGUUUAGAAAUUGUUUCACUCAUAUUAAUAUUUUGCCGCGAAAACCAGAGCGGGCAGUUGCAUUUCACAGCGGGCAGUUGCGUUUCAGAGCGGGCCGGAUGCAAAAAACCGGCCCGCUCUGAAAGGCUCCUCAGCCAAUCAGAUUGCUUCAUUUUGACUGAUAAAAAAUAAAUUGGGUUAAUAGGGUAGGUCUCUGAUCUGUACUUUUGUAUCUCAAAGGUUUGUCAGUAUUCAGAUUUAAAUAAGAACAACACGUUUGAAAUUGGGCAUUUUGGAAGUGCUACGUUUGGCGACUAUGACAACGAAACGAAGUCCAUCACCUUGCAGUACCACGGCAUUCUACAGGAGAAAGUAUCAAGGUACAAAUAGCUUAGCUUUCGAUUAAUAUACCUCUUUCUGUCUUUUGUUGCCGAUGACCCGAUGUACGUAAAACUACAAGAAGAAUUUCGAUGUUUCGAGCGAAGGAAGGGUCUUCGCUCAACUGAUCGAACGUCGAAGUUCUCCUUGUAUUUUUCAACCGGUACUCGAAGUUUUAAUUUAAUUUAUUGUACGAUCAUCCAGAUAAAAUUUUUUAUUUGUUUCUGACGUUUCGGCUACAAAUUAAAAAUUAAAAACAAUUAAAAAUUUUAAUCUCGAUGAUCGUACAAUAAUUAAAUUAAUGGAAGAUUCCCUUCAGUGAAUCGAAGUUUUAAUAGUCGUACAACUGGAAGAAUAAAAUAUGGGCCAUGUUUUCAAUCUCCAAAUUUCUCAACCUCGUUCCCAGGUUCUUGCAAAUUUCUCUCAUGCUUGCAACCAUAAUGACAAUCCAGCUGACGUCUGGAUUGUCUAUGUUGCAAUUCACAAUGCGAAAAUUAAUGCUAUGUGGUGUGGUAUUAUUGCGGCAUAUUAAUGCAUUAUUGGAUUGAGAAUUGUUGUUACAUUUACGAUCAUUAUUAUAUAUAUCAUCGCCUCUACAGGGUGUCCCAAAAAACCCGAAAACUAUUGAAAUCACUUAUUGUUAAAAUUGAAUGCCCUAUCAAAAAGCUGAACGUAAUGAUGCGUAAAAUAUUGACAAGGUGCAUGUAUUAAAAUUUAGUUAAAAACAUAUCCUUGUAAAGUGCGCGAUUUUCUGCUCUUGGGAAUUUAAAGCAGCUUCUUAAAUAGUUUCUUUAUGCAUAAAAUUUACUUAUGUCAAUCAUUUAUGCACCCGUGGGAACCAACAGAGUGCUAAGGCAUUCAAAUUCUAACAAUUAAAUUGUUAUUGGUAAUUUAAAUAGUUUUCGGGUUUUUUGGGACACCCUGUAUACACAACAUUUAACUUUUUAAAAACUUCAAUUGAAUUGACAAUUGAAUUAGAAAGUGUUCUCUCAAGAGGAAAAUUAAAAUAAUCACUAUACGAAUGAUAUAUACGAUCACUUGUUUUAUUAGAUCGAUUACUAUAACUUUGAAGUGUGAAGAAAAUGGAAAUGUUACCAAGGCAGAUUACAGUGUGGUCAAACAGUUAGUGUUGACUAACAAAUUUGUGAGUUAUUCUUUCAUCUACAUAUAUUGCAGACAAAGCAAAGCAAAGCAAAACGAAACGAAACGAAACAAAACGAAACAAAACAAAACAAAACGAAACAAAACAAAACAAAACGAAACAAAACAAAACAAAACAAAACAAAACAAAACAAAACAAAACAAAACAAAACAAAACAAAACAAAACAAAACAAUAUAUAAUGGAAUAAUUACGACUUCCGCAUACUUGACAUUUUAAAUUUCUAGAAAACUACGAUCAUAACUAAAGCAGCAUGUUUACGUCCUGUGGUGGUUCCUAGUCCCACAUCACCAGGAACAUCGCCAAGAACAUCACCAAGCACAUCACCAAGAACAUCACCAGGAACAUCACCAAGCACAUUACCAAGAACAUCACCAAGCACAUUACCAAGAACAUCACCAAGUACAUCACCAGGAUCAACAUCAAGCACAUCACCAAGAACAUCACCAGGAACAUCACCAAGCACAUCACCAAGCACGUCAUCAGGAACAUCACCAAGCACAUCACCAAGUACAUCACCAAGCACAUCACCAAGCACAUCACCAAGCACAUCACCAGGAACAUCACCAGGAACAUCACCAGGAACUUCGCCAGUAACAUCACCAGGAACUUCACCAGCAACGUCACCAGGAACUUCACGUAGUGGCGUAGCAAGCAGUGGUGGACUGAAAACUGUUUAUAUUGUUUUUAUUGCUGUUGCUGGGUAAGGUUAUGCAAUUUUCUCUUUUUCUCAGAGUACGUAAUCAAUUUGUAUUACAAAAUAGGCACUUAGAUGCCGAAACUCCGAAAGACGCCUACUUUUAUAAAGAGAGAGGAAUUUAUAUAUUGUCUAUUCUCCCAUUUUGUCAUGAGAACGGAAGAAGAUGAAGGAUAAUUUUCAUGGAUCGAUAUAAGUUACUUAUUCUGGCAAUGUAAGAAUAGAAAUAUAUUGAUAGAACAAAUCAAACAACUGAAAUGUUCUUGAUUAAGUCUAUUACUACUGUAUAACGGUUAUUAUAAUUUGAAUGUGGUAAACUGUGUUUCGUUUGCAGUUGUUUUCUAAGCAAUCUGUUAUAAUUAGACUAUGCUAACCAACAGUGAGUCUGAUGAUGAUUUUGCAAUAAAAUCGAAAUAUCACGAAAUUGUUCUUGUCUUGCGUUUUAUAAUGCUAAUGGUCAGAGCAAGUCAUAUCUUGAGUUUCAAAAUGCUAAUGGUAAGAGUAAAUCUCGAACGGUCCGUGCCAGUGAUAGGUAGCAAACGAAUACAAAGUGCCGUGCAACUUUGUAGGUGACACAACUACCUAAAAAUACAAUUAAAAACAACUUCGACGUUUCGAGCGAAGGCCCUUUGAAAGUUACUAGCCUAAGCCGACGGAAGCUAAUAAUAUGUAUAGGUAAUAACACGGGAAGGAGUGCAAUUAAUGAUUAACACUACGAGUGAUAUUUGAAAAAUGUGCCAAAAUUGCACGAGCCGCCGAGGCGAGUGCAAUUUGGCACAUUUUUCAAAUAUCACGAGUAGUGUUAAUCAUUAAUUGCACGACUUGCCCGUGUGAUUAUUUAUUUAUUAUAUGCAUGACAAAAUCGUUUUCUUUAAAAUUCAACUGCAUUUUGUCAAGAGUUUUUAAUUCUUUUGUAAGCAAUUUGGUAUAAACAAACUUGGGAAAUGAUUAUAAACUCAAAACAAGUGAAACUCCAAAAAUCGAUAAAAAAAUUUUUUAUCAAGGUAAAUAAAAAAUGUUAUCGAUUUUUGGAGUUUCACUUGUUUUGUAUUUUAUUAAAAUGCUCAGUGGUUCUAGAGAUUAUAAACUCAUAUCAAACAACACAUUUUAGACUAAGAAAAUCUUUAUAAAUUGUAUUUCAAACUUAUAUAGUCACGUUUCGCUGCAUCCCGCCUAGAUUAUUUCUUAAAACUGUUUCCAAGUAUUUUCCACAGGCUCUUGUUGCCACACAAUGUUUUCUAAACUCAUUCUGGUAAACUCAUUCUGAUUUCCAAAAUUCAGUUAAAUUCAUCCACAUUUGUUAGAAAUACUUAUUUAAAUUUCGCCGCCAUAUUGGAUUUUGUUGUUUUGAUUUCCCGCUCCCAGCAGUCAUCACGAAAAUCAUUUUAAAAUUGCACUCCUGGAGAGUGCAAUUAAUGAAAUAAUUGCACUCCUCUUAACCAAUCAGAUUGCAGUAAUUUUGUUAUGUAUAUAGUAAGGCCAAUAAUUGGCUAACUUUCAGAUGAAGUAACUUUCAGAUGAAGGACCUUCCUCGAAAUGUCGAAGUUCUUUUUGUUAUUUUCAUCUACAGUGGUCGCAGUUUGUAAUCUUCAGAUUGUACUACUACUGUAGUUUGUUUUAUUUUCUUUUAAAUUGUCGGCUGGGAUAGAUUGAAUUUUGAUACAUGCAGAGUAUUUUACAAAUUGCUGUAGAUUGGUGAUUGUUCUUGCUAUUGGUUCUUAUGUUGCUUACAAGAUGUUCAUGAAACGAAGAAGAUCUAGAGUUUUACUUAUUGAAGAAGAAGAAGAAAAUAUCUCACGACUUCACAACCAGGUUUGUUGAAUAUUUUUAACACCUUGAUCUUGUGUAAGGGUGAAUUGUACGUACCAUGGAUAAUAAAAUACAUGGAUAGGAAACUAGCUGACGUGACCUAAUGUUUUCAAUGGGAUGAUGGCGUUGAAACCUAGUUGCAAACCAAAUUCUCAAAAACGGCAUGUUUAGCGAUAAUACAGCUAAACAUUUUAGUCAAAGAGCAAAUAAAUAUAACUAGGCCAUUCUACGAUGAAAUCUCUAAGUAUUCCCGGUCAAUUUUAGCAAAUAUUUCAAGCACUAAACAGUGAAAAAUGCAUCGCAAAUUUCGUUAAAAUUGGCGACGCCAAUUUCGUAGCUACAAAUGUAAAAAAAUACAAAACAAAGACGAAAAACAUUUACCUUGAAUGCUUUGUCGUGGCUUAGGCAUGUUUUUACAACAAUUAGACCAGUUUAUGCUUCAAUAGCGAAACAACAAAAAUGCUGAGAACUUUGGCAAUACGCGUGGCAUCACAGAUUGCAACUAGGUUUAGACUGUGACGUCAUGAAGUUUCCUAUCCAGUUAUUUUACAAUCCAUGAUUGUACCUCGUACAUCAUAAUAUAAUUUCUUUUUUUCAUAAAUAAAUAAUUUUAGAGGAGUGCGCGGAGGGCCAUUAAAUGUCGAAAUUUGUUUUAUAUUUUACGGGUUGUUGAAUCUUCUACAGUGUUCGCAUUUAGUUAGUUGUUAAUUAUUCUUGUCCCCAUAGGGUUGACAAUAUUGUAGUCAGUAAGGAAUUUGUGUAACAACUAAAUAUUUAUUUUGUCAUGUUUUACAGAAUGCCUGCUCGACACCAGUAUCUGGGCCAGUUUGA